CGAAGCCCUGCGAUCUAGCCGCUCAGACCUCGCCCCGCAAUGGUGCCUUUGCCUCAGCAGUGCGCGCUCUGGAGCUGCUUGCUGACAUUGGUCCACCUAGGACAAUGCAUCACAUGCAGUGACAGACAGUACCUUUCCGAUGGCCGCUGUUGCGAUUUGUGUAAGCCAGGGACGAGAGUGGAGAACGACUGCACAGAUCUUGAGGCGACCACAUGCGUCCCGUGCAGCUCAGGCGAAUUCUCAGCCAGCUGGAACAGAGAGCUGCGCUGUCACCAGCACAGACACUGUGAACUCAAUCAAGGGUUUCGGGUUAAGAAGGAGGGCACGUCAGAUACAGACACCGUUUGCACCUGUAAGGAAGGUCAGCACUGCACCAACUGGGACUGUGAGGCCUGUGCACAGCACACGCCCUGUGGACCUGGCUUUGGAGUUGAGGAGAUCGCCACAGAGACUACGGAUACUGUGUGUAAGCCCUGCCCGGUCGGCUUCUUCUCCAAUGCGUCAUCGCUUUUCGAAGAGUGUCAUCCUUGGACAAGCUGUGAGGCCAAAGGGCUGAUGGUUCUGAGGGAAGGAUCGAGUCAAACUGAUGCGUUCUGUGGUGAGUCCAGGGGAGACCAGGACCGGGUCCAAAUACCGAGUUUCCAGUUCCGGGAGCGAGCCUUUCUGGUCAUUCCCAUCGUGAUGGCCACCCUCAUCCUCGGCACCAUCUUUGUGUUGUCUGUCUAUAUCAAAAAGGUGGCCAAGAAACCAACGGAUAAUAGGGACAUACCCCUUGAAGUUGGAGGGCAAAUUCCCGAAGAGAUAGAGGAUUAUCCUGGUCACAACACUGCUCCUCCGGUGCAGGAAACAUUGCAUGGGUGUCAGCCUGUCGCGCAGGAGGAUGGCAAAGAGAGUCGCAUCUCAGUGCAGGAGAGGCAGGCCACGUGGGCAUGAGACGGCUGGUCUGGAGCCGCUGCGGAGGCGGUGGCACGAGGCAAGGACCUGGCUCUGAUGACUGCUGACCUCUGAGGCUGGCGAGGAUCAAAGACACAGCCCAGUGCAGCCGGCUCUCAUGCCUGCUGCUGUCAUCUCAUCUCUCGGCUUGCUUUUAAAGAUGGAGGAAAGCGUGGGCAUCGGGGGUCCACUGUAAUACCGGCAGGGUGCAGCGAUGCAGGGCCCAGAGGCGUAUCACUGUGGCUCUCACUGUGAGGAGUCAUGGACGCGGGAGUCCAUGGCUUGUGGCUUGGGCUGCUAGAAAACACCUGAUUGCCAUCAGUGGGGGACUGGCUAAAUAAAUCUGUAAUAUA
Messenger RNA from Psammomys obesus (fat sand rat), 1286 nucleotides. RefSeq names its product CD40 molecule (gene Cd40). Gene Ontology annotation, cellular component: CD40 receptor complex; external side of plasma membrane. NCBI's taxonomy places the organism in Eukaryota, Metazoa, Chordata, Mammalia, Rodentia, Muridae. The transcript has 9 exons. Gene Ontology annotation, molecular function: antigen binding; protein binding; signaling receptor activity. The record is from RefSeq and is a predicted model, not a curated record. The coding region runs from base 40 to 933 and encodes 297 amino acids. Gene Ontology annotation, biological process: cellular response to tumor necrosis factor; positive regulation of isotype switching to IgG isotypes; CD40 signaling pathway.